UUUGUUUCCAGAUGGUGCCCUUCCUUCAACCUGCACACAGUCUCUCCUUGUUCAGAGCUAUUCAACCUCCUGCUGAUCUCAUUACCCCCCACCCCUAUUUAAGGCUACAGAGAGGAAAUCCUAAGGAGGAAAUUUUCCCUUCGAGUCUCCAGCAACGUUUUGGUGACGUAUUAAGUGGGCGGAACUUGAGUCUACUAAGAGAGGGAAUCACUAUUCAAGGGUACUGCAUAUACAAUCUAGGCCAGCUGCAGCUGGUUACUGCAUUUCUCCAUGUGGCAGACAGAGCAAAGCCACAGUGCUUUCUCUGCUGGAUUACAGAUAGUCCACAGACCAGAACUUCCACUCUACUACUUAAAAUUGCAUAGGUGGCUUGUCAAAUUCAAUUGAUUAGUGUUGUAAGAAGAAAAAGAAGUUCCUAUUACAGCUUGGAUUUAACGGUCCAUAAAAAAAUAAAAUGAAGUUGCCAUUAAAGUCACAGACGAACAAACUUCUAUGCUGAUUUUUAAAAGCAAGAACAAGAGCAGCAAGUUUCUGGGUCUGCUUUAUCAACAGAUGAAAAAAGACAACAUACAACCUCAUUUCAAAAUGAAGGCUUUUAUCUGGACCCUAAGUGUGCUAUUCGUCUUACUAAUGGGCGUUGGACAAUGCAGAGGAGGACAGUUCAAAAUAAAAAAAAUAACCCAGAGGAGAUACCCUCGUGCCACAGAUGGUAAAGAGGAAGUAAAGAAAUGUGCGUAUACAUUCCUGGUACCCGAACAAAAAAUAACGGGGCCAAUUUGUGUCAACACCAAAGGGCAAGAUGCAGGUACCAUUAAAGACAUGAUCACCAGGAUGGACCUUGAAAACCUGAAGGAUGUGCUCUCCAGGCAGAAGCGGGAGAUAGAUGUUCUGCAAUUGGUGGUGGACGUAGACGGAAACAUUGUGAAUGAGGUAAAGCUGCUGAGAAAAGAAAGUCGUAACAUGAACUCUCGUGUUACUCAACUCUAUAUGCAACUAUUACAUGAGAUUAUCCGUAAGAGGGAUAAUUCACUCGAACUUUCCCAGUUGGAAAAUAAAAUCCUCAACAUCACCACAGAAAUGUUGAAGAUGGCAACAAGGUACAGGGAAUUAGAAGUGAAAUAUGCUUCCUUGACUGAUCUGGUCAAUAACCAGUCUGUGAUGAUCACUCUGUUGGAAGAACAGUGCUUGAGGAUAUUUUCCCGACAAGACCCCCAUGUGUCUCCUCCUCUUGUCCAGGUAGUGCCACAACAUAUUCCUAACAGUCAUCAAUACACUCCAGGUCUGUUGGGAAGUAAUGAGAUACAGAGGGAUCCCAGUUUUCCCAGAGAUUUAAUGCCACCACCUGAUCUGGCAACUUCUCCCACCAAAAGCCCUCUCAAGAUGCCACCAGUAACUUUCAUCAGUGAAGGACCUUUCAAAGACUGUCAGCAUGCAAAAGAAGCUGGACAUUCAGUCAGUGGGAUUUAUAUGAUUAAACCUGGAAACAGCAACGGACCGAUACAGUUAUGGUGUGAGAACACCCUGGAUCCUGGGGGUUGGACUGUUAUUCAGAAAAGAACAGAUGGCUCUGUCAACUUCUUCAGAAAUUGGGAAAAUUAUAAGAAAGGGUUUGGAAACAUUGAUGGAGAAUACUGGCUUGGGCUGGAAAAUAUCUAUAUGCUGAGCAAUCAAGAUAAUUAUAAGUUGUUGAUUGAAUUAGAAGACUGGAGUGAUAAAAAAGUCUAUGCAGAAUAUAGCAGCUUUCGCCUGGAACCUGAAAGUGAAUUCUACAGACUGCGCCUGGGAACUUACCAGGGAAAUGCAGGGGAUUCUAUGAUGUGGCAUAAUGGUAAACAGUUCACCACACUGGACAGAGAUAAAGAUAUGUAUGCAGGAAACUGCGCCCACUUUCAUAAAGGAGGAUGGUGGUACAAUGCCUGCGCACAUUCUAACCUAAAUGGAGUCUGGUACAGAGGAGGCCACUACAGAAGCAAGUACCAAGAUGGAAUUUUUUGGGCCGAAUACCGAGGCGGGUCAUAUUCCUUGAGAGCAGUUCAAAUGAUGAUCAAGCCUAUUGACUGAAGAGCCUCUAACUUAAAUAACACAGAACUCUGCAUUUUUCAGUUUCUAAAACUGUAAAUGUUACAUGUGUAUUAUUUUGCACAAUUCAUUCCUACAGAUAGUUUUUUUAAAUGAAUUUUACUAUAACUAUUAAAAGGGGAUUCAUUGAUGUAGCUUCAUGUUCCCUCAAUAUAAUGAAGAUUAUUUGUAUCCAUCAUCCCAGUUAUUUUAAAAAUUAUACUGACUAAAUACAGGCAAAGUUUGUUUUCUAAAAUGUAAAUAUAUGCCACAAUGUAAAGCAAAUCUUAGUUUAUUUUAACUCAAAAUUGAACACAUGUUCAAGAUCCUUAGCAAUUUAUUUAAAAACUUUAUGAGAUUGCUCUAACUUCCAAUGGAAAAAUAAUUUUAAGAUUUCAGCCAAGUAAUACAUUUUAUUUAUAAAAUUAUAGACAGGAAAUUAGAGAAAACUCUAGUUUUGCCAAUAGAAAAUACAUUUUGCAUUGAAUAAAGUUAUUUCAAAUUGACUUUGUGCCUUUUACAUGAAGUGAUCAAAUCUGAAUUAAUGUAUUUUAUUUAUGCUAAUUUCCCCAAAGAAUUAAGUGACCCACAAUAUUAAAAUACAUAUUUAUAAAAACAGAAAUGUAUACAUUAUUUAAAUGAUCAGUUUAUUAAAAAGUAUACAAAUGAAUUUUUCAAAAUUAUCUUCAUAUGGUUUUCUUAAUACCAAAAUCUCCUGAAAUGCAUUUUAUAAGAAAAAUAUUGAUAUUACAAAAAUGGAGAAUAUUUAGUCAAGUCAUGGUUUUACAGAUCUAAAUUAAAACUCUAAGUUUAUUUAUUAAUUACCCUUCUCCACCAAUUUACUGAUCCUUAUUAUCUGGAAAAAAACCUGUCUGCUCUUCAAGUGAGAAAGCUUGGACAGCUUUACAAGCAUUACUGCAUACUUAGGGGUGGACUAAACUAACUUCAAGGAACUGUUAGAUUAUUUUCCCAAUACCGAGAUUCAAGAGCUCCAAAGCGGAAUCCACAGGGGUUUUGGCUAGUCCAAACUGCUAAUUCCACUUUAUAGUCUAUGUGUCUUUAACUCAUUUUGCAACUAACAAUUUUAUCACCAACCUUCUGGAAUAACUACCUUCUAGAAACAUAUUCACUGCUUACAGCCGACCUUCCCUUUACUCAUUUGUCAAUUAAAUUUUAGAGAACUCUCAGGACACUUUUUGCUCAAGCAAAAAGAAAACACAAUCAGAACUCAAGUUAAUCAUUUGAGUAAGUCAAAUCCACCAAAAUGACCAAUGUUGUCCUGUUACAUCUCAAAAUUAAAGUUCUGGUGAAAGAAUGAGAAAAGCAAAAUCUUACAGAGGUACUAAGCUUUGUUUACCUGUGGUCAUGUUAAAUUGGUUUUGGAAUCCCUUACAACCACUCCCAGAACCAAAAAAAUCUGUUAUUAGAUUUCUGGGAAGAAUUAUGCAUCUAAUUAUUGUUAUCAAGUCUUAGCUGAAUAAAACUUUACUAGGGCAUUUAAUUUACUGACAGAACUAGAGCAUUUCACGUCCACAACGAAAAUCCUAUCAGUAAAACAGAGAGGAGUAU
Molecule: messenger RNA, 3627 nt
Organism: Manis pentadactyla (Chinese pangolin)
Lineage: Eukaryota; Metazoa; Chordata; Mammalia; Pholidota; Manidae
Gene: ANGPTL1
Product: angiopoietin like 1
Exons: 5
Coding region: 493-2061 (522 amino acids)
Biological process (GO): cell surface receptor protein tyrosine kinase signaling pathway
Source: RefSeq, a predicted model, not a curated record